AUGGAUGGAUUAAUGAAUGUAAAAAAACUUGAAAAUUUUGUGAAAUCGCAACAAAAUUCCUUCAAAUCUCUUUUUCAAAGAAAGCAAUCAGGCUCUUUCGCUCUUGCCGUCGAUGAAGAUUCGAAACCUGAAUCCCCCAAAAUCAUUCCCCAACUCUCUCCUUUCGCGAAUUCAGUCGUCGCUCGUUGUUCCAAGGUUCUUGGUAUUUCAACUCAUGAGUUGCAACAUCGUUUUGACAUUGAACUCCCUGAGAGUGUCAAGCAACUUUUCACCUACGCUAGGAACUUCGUUGAAUUUGUCUCCUACCAAACAAUUGAUGUCUUUACUACCCAACCUGAUUUCUUGACUGACAAGGAAUUUCGUCGCUUAACAUACGAUAUGAUGCUUGCUUGGGAGACUCCUUGUAUCGAGUUCCACCUAGAAGAAAAGGAAACUUCACCUUCUGCUGGGAGUCAAGAAGAAGAUGAGGAUAGCCCAUCACUGUUUUCUUCAAGCUCUACAAAUAUGGCCAUUCAAGUUGAUGACGCCAAGACAGUUGGUCGAGAAGCUUUUGCCCGUAUAGCUCCAGCUUGUGUUGCUAUUGCCGAUAUAAUAACAGUCCACAAUCUGUUUGAUGCUCUCACGAGCUCUACUUCAGGCCUAAAAUUACACUUCCUCAUAUAUGAUAAAUAUCUUCACACCCUAGACAAGAACAUCAAAGCUACAAAACUCAUACCAAAGCCUUCAACAAAUAAUGUUGAGCUUGACGAUGGAGAGAUUAUCCUUGAUGCUGAUGGUACAAUUCCUACUCAACCCGUUCUGCAACACAUUGGAAUCUCAGCAUGGCCAGGGCGAUUGAUACUAACUAACUAUGCUAUCUACUUCGAAUCAUUGGGUGUUGCUUUAUAUGAGAAGGCUACGAGAUAUGAUCUAGCCACAGACAUGAAGCAGGUCAUCAAACCCGAUUUAACUGGUCCACUUGGUGCUCGUGUUUUCGAUAAAGCCGUCAUGUACAAAUCAAUAGCCAACUCAGAUCCUGUGUAUUUCGAAUUCCCUGAAUUCAAAGGGAACUCCCGACGAGACUACUGGCUGGAUGUCUGCCUGGAGAUCUUACAUGCACACAGAUUUAUCAGAAGAAGUAACCUCAAAGAAGUUCAAGAGUUGGACAUUCUUGCUAGGGCUUCUUUAGGCAUCCUAAGAUAUCAUGCAAUACGUGAAGCUUUCUCCUUCUUCGCAUCACAGUACAAGAGCCUCUUGGUGUUCAGCCUAGCUGAAAGUCUUCCCAAAGGAGACAAGAUUUUGCAUACUCUAUUGAGUCGUAUAACACUUCAUAACACAUCGUUGAAUUCUGAUGAAUGUUCGAAGUUGUCGCCUACCAAAAGAUCUGCUUCAUCACCGCCUGCAUUGUUAGCACUUAGUCGACUUGGGUUCACCUUAAGUAAGGGAGAAUCAUAUCUUGAGGGAGUAAAGGCAGUUGUAGGAGACCUAAUCGUUGGAGAGAUAAACCCUUUAGAAGUAGUGGUGAAACAAUCAAUGCAGGCUAUUGGAAAAGCUGAAGCUGCCCAAGCAACUGUAGACAAGGUCAAGGUGGAGGGCAUUGACACGAAUAUUGCUGUGAUGAAGGAUCUGCUGUUUCCAGUUACUAAGAUAGUAAAUCGUAUGAAAGUUUUGGCCUCAUGGCGUGAUCCUUUUAAGUCGAUACUGUUUCUAGUUCUGGGUUGCUUUACUAUUUUAAGAGGUUGGACAAGAUAUUUGGCUUCUUCCAUCUUGAUCUAUGGUGCAUUGUCCAUAUUUUGGCGAAGACACUUCAAUAAGAAGAAGUCCUUAGAGCCCUUUAGGGUUACUGCUCCAGCCAACAAAAACGCUGUGGAACAAUUGCUGACAUUACAGGAGGCCAUUGCACAAGUUGAAACAUUGGUCCAAGAUGGCAAUGUCAUUCUUCUAAAGAUAAGAGCUCUUCUCUUCUCUAUUCUCCCACAGGCAACAGAGAAACUUGCUAUGAUGCUAAUUUUAGUAGCUAUCAUGCUGAUGAUUAUACCUCUAAGGCAUCUCAUGUUGCUGGUGUUCCUAGAGACUUUUACCAGGGAAAUGCCUUACAGGAAAGAAAGUAGUGAUAGAUGGGCGAGGAGGUUACGAGAAUGGUGGAUUAGAAUCCCGGCAGCUCCAGUCCAGGUUGUUAAAGUUGAUGAUAAAAAGAAGAAAUGAACGACUCUUAAGUAUUUUCAUUUUAUGUCAACUGGAAAUAGUGAAGCUAAUUGAUGAGGAUCCUACAGAAGUUUAAUUUUUAAAAUACUGUGUGCGAG
This is a messenger RNA of Linum tenue, 2282 nucleotides long. The record is from the annotation of a GenBank genome assembly. Lineage: Eukaryota; Viridiplantae; Streptophyta; Magnoliopsida; Malpighiales; Linaceae.